Molecule: messenger RNA, 1701 nt
Organism: Acaulospora morrowiae
Lineage: Eukaryota; Fungi; Glomeromycota; Glomeromycetes; Diversisporales; Acaulosporaceae
Source: the annotation of a GenBank genome assembly
AUGCGACGAUCAAUUUUUCAACUUCCCGAAGACAUAACGGGUCAACAAGGUUUAACUAAUAGUGUCUCAAGUGAAUCAACUCUUAUGGCCCCAGUUCUCGGGCAAACACAAUUUUUAAAUACGUCUGGGUUAAAUGACAAUAUGAUUGUUUCUAAACAGAAAGAAGUUGUAACGGUCGUUCAAAAUGUCAAAAGUGCAAUCAAUCAGUCCCGGUCGACGUGCAAUGAAUUAUUGCAAGUGCUUCCUCACGGGUUAAGAUUCGACCAAGGACCUCGAGAUCAGAUCCUUUCAACACUAGACAGUCUGGAAGAAUAUCUUGAGAAGGACGACAUUGGAGAAGCGACCGACAACCAAGAUUCUAACGAACAUGGUACCACAAGUUCACCGGAUUGUCAAUAUCCUUGUCAGAACUCAAACGACAAUCUCGAACCGACACAAAUUUUCACGGAAAAUCAUGAUACGCCUGCCGAAAAGAAUGCAAUAUCCAAGAUGACACAUGAGGAUAGCUUUGGCAACAGUUUCACUGAAAUGAUGGAUUCUAGACAAAGCGCGAAAGAUAUCGGAAAUAUUCAGAAUAAGAAAAAGAAAGGCGAUAAAACUAUCCACCUAAAUAAGGAUUCAGGUGGAGCGGCGAAAAAACACGUUCAGCAUUCAGGUCGUCGAUAUAAUACUAGAAGUGCAGAUGGUACUCGAAGACCAAAGAUCAUGUUUGAUGGUUUCGUCACAGAACUACCUGAAAAACGAAAACUCAUAGUCGAAUUUGAACAGAGGAAAUGCGAAAAAUGGGAUAAAUCGAACAAAACGGUUUCUGGGAAGGUAGACGGUUUUCACUUCAAACAAAAUUAUGGAGAUGAGACACCUCAGACAUCGGGUGAAGUCAAUAUGCUUGCCACGAUUGAAGAAACCGAACAGCCUGUGAAAUUACCAACAAUUCCUAAAGGCUCAUUCGGAUAUUUCUUCGAAGACUUUUACAAGGAAUACAAAGUAAAAAAACCGGAUCAUCCUCUCAAUCAAGUGAUGAAAUAUGCGGGGUUGGAAUGGCGUGGAAUGUCGGAGGAUGAAAAGAAGAAAUAUCGAGAUCGACAAAAUGCAGCGAGAAUUCGGUACCGAAAUGAAAUGAAAGUUUUCAAUACGAAAUAUCUUAAAACAAACGAUAAUGAUCUGAAGAAAAGGUUUAGAAGAAACAAGGACAAAUUACCAAAAAAGUCGUUAAAAACAAAAGGAAAGUUACCAACAAGUUUAAUCAAAGUGGCGGAACGAUUAGUCGAGACCCUCAAUAAAGUGAACGGAAAUACAUCCAAAAUGUUUACCGCUCGUCCAGGAGAUCAAUUGGUAACGAAUAGUCAACCAUCUUAUGAAACUCCGGGUUCAAGCACUUUUAACAAGAACGCAUCAGAAAAUCGUAUGCAAUGCGGAAAACCUGGGCCAAGUGCAUUAUCACAAACGAAUGAUAAUGCGAUGACAGAAUCAGGAUCGUGUUCCGUCGAGAUGAAAGCCGAAACGAGCUUACCUACGGUCAGCGUCAUUGAUUCUAUUUUUAAGCACACUGACGGAGGAAACGAAUCGACACAAUCAUCAUUCUUCAUGUAUCCUGGCCGCAAAAUGAUAUCACAAAUAAAGAAUGCAAAGAGGUAUGAUUCGUCCGAACAAAAUUUUGAAAAUCCCGGAGUAGUUCAUAAAAGAAAACGUACCAUCCACUAA